UUGGAUGAGAACGCCUGGGAACGAGGUUAAUUCAAAGGGAAAGGGUUGUCCCGCCCCCCCACUGAGCAGCGGUCGCGGUAGCACUAAUGUACUCUUGAGCAGCACUCAGCUCCAGCAGUCAACUCCACUCCACUCAACCCUGCUGCACACCGCGCCGCACUAGUGUGAAACAUUGGGCUUCAAAGUUUGAAUCGGCGCGCAUUGAUUGACCAACGUCAACAUCAUUCGGGAACCAAAGGAGUGCAGUUAUACAUCGGAUAGCGUAACGGAGGACUUCUGUUCCGUUAAAAGGUGGCGUUGAAUUGUUUUUUAAAAGGUUCCUGUGAAAAAAUGGACAUUCAGAGAGUGGCAUUGUGUUUAUCUUACGUGAUAUUAUACCUGGAUAUAUCCCUGAGCCAAAAGGACUGCACCCGCGUGGACUGUCCCGCUCUGCAGAAUUGCAUUGAGGAAGUGCUGGAGGUGGGUGCGUGCUGUGCCACAUGCGUUCACAAGGGAUGCACCUGUGAGGGGUACCAGUACUAUGACUGCGUCAACGCAGGCUUCCGCAAGGGGAAAGUUCCCCAGGGAGAGUCCUACUUUGUGGACUUUGGGAGCACCGAGUGCUCCUGUCCCCGCGGAGGAGGGAGGAUCAGCUGUCAGUUCAUCCCAUGCCCAGACCUUCCCUCUAACUGCAUUGAUAUAAGACAGCCUGCAGACGGUUGUCCGCAAUGUGGGAGGAUUGGGUGUGUCCAUGGCAACGACAAGUACAAGGCCGGCCACAGGUUCCAUAUGGACCCGUGCCAGAUGUGCUACUGCCCUAACGAUGGAGGCCACCUGGUGUGUUCACCCGUUCCUGGGUGUAAUCCGCAAGGUAGUAAAAAAACAAUGCUGACCCCUCCAACGGAGAACAAUGAGCCUUUACGAGGUGUCAGUCACCUGCCAGACAACACACAGACCCGACCUCGGGAGCCCUUUUCAAAGUUGCCGCUUGGCGACACUCUGCCUCUGUAUAAGCAGGACCCGCCCGCUUUUGGCACAGACGAGUAUGACUAUACCUUGACAGAACCCACCUCUUCCCUGCCGCUGGAACGGGACCAAAUCCUCAAAUCUAUCGCAUCCCCACUAGCACACCCGGAAGCCAGCUUCGUUUCCUCCACCUCCCGUGAUGACAGGAGGAGAGAGGAGCCCGGAGAGACACCGGGAAGUCUGGACCAGGAGAGGAACUAUCAGGUCAAGGUUCGCCAUCAGCUGCUGCGACAGUACACUGAACAGCCUACCGCGGGAGCUCGCAGUGAAACGAUAACCUCGGCGGGCAUGGCCGCCACCACGCAGAGCGGGACCACGGAGAGUCCCACGCCGCAACAGGAAGCCCCUGGGAAGACCGCUCGGCGUCAGGACGGAGACCGGGAAAGGGUGGCGCCGAACACGUCAAAGGACACGCCGGCGUUCUCUGCCGCUUCUGAUAAAGAAGGCAGACUCGGCGGCCAUCACAGGCACAGGCAGAGCGACAACUCUAGCCGCCAUGUUUCUUCACAUGCUCAAGGCCAUGAGGGACCAACGGAGGCCGUUGGGGGGGAGCAGCGCCCACAUCCGACGGUCCAGUGGAGUCCCACCAGAAGGGCACCGGUCAGGAGGAGGGAGGAGGGAGAUAAGCCAAGGAGACAGGCCCAGACGCUCCUCAAUUACCAUUCUCAGACUGCAGAGGGAGAAACAGAUGUGUCGGCCGCGGAGCUGUUGAGGGUGUGCUGUGAAACGGGGGAGAAAUGGGCCACAGCUAAUGGUCACUGCCUCGCCAUGGAGCUCCCCAGAGAGGAAAGGCACUCCAUCUGUCGAACGGCCCAGAAACAAUGCUGUCUGGGUGCUCUGAGGCAGCAGCGAUGCUUGGCCGGUCUCACCGCAGCCACAAGCGGAGCCGUGUGUGAGGACAGUGAUGAAUGUGGAGGGGACGCCUACACGGAGUGCUGCGGCUGCUGCUCCCUGGGCCUGCGCCUGCUCAGCGAGGGCCAGCGCUGUGAGGCCCCCCCGUACCUGGGGCCCCGCUGCAGACAGAGCCUCCUCACCUGCUGCCGGGCGGAGGCCGGAGCGCAGGGUGGAGGAGCGGACGGAGGCUGGCGCCCCGUCAGGGAGAGGCCCCUUCUGGACCCCACGCCCCUGCCCAAUAAAGUGUCGGACAGCCCCUUCCCGAAGGAGGCCUUCUCCAUCAGUAAGGAGGAGGAGGAGGAGGAGGAGGAGCAGCGGCAGGGGGUGCGGGACGAGGAGAACACGGCGGAGGGUCCCUUCCAGGUGGAGCACCCGUUCCAGGUGGAGGACAUGGACGAGUGUGCGGUGUACCAGGACAGCCUCUGUCCGCAGCGCUGCGUCAACACGCCCGGCUCCUUCAGAUGUGAAUGCUUCGCUGGCUUCUCGCUGCAGCAGGACAACACGUGUAAACCGGAGCGUGAGGAGAACGGCUUGGAGGAGCAUCACAAAGCCACAGCAGGAGGUGUGGAGGAGCCAACUACAACCCCACCUCCUCCUCCUCCUCCUCCUCCUCCCAGCACCCCCACCCAAGCCCUGCUCAACCCCUGCGAAGGACAUAACCCCUGUGCUCAGCAGUGCCGCCCAGUGGGAGGACGGGUGCAGUGCUCCUGUGGUCGGGGCUUCUCACUGAGGGCUGAUGGGUACUCUUGUGAAGAUGUCAACGAGUGCUUGGUGCAGAGCCAUACCUAUCUCUUCCAGGGUGUACUUCACAUUGUGGAUCAGCCCACCACGCCCUGA
Gadus macrocephalus (Pacific cod) is the source of this 2736-nucleotide messenger RNA. RefSeq names its product fibulin-2-like. The coding region runs from base 331 to 2736 and encodes 801 amino acids. Gene Ontology annotation, molecular function: calcium ion binding. Lineage: Eukaryota; Metazoa; Chordata; Actinopteri; Gadiformes; Gadidae. The transcript has 10 exons. The record is from RefSeq and is a predicted model, not a curated record. Gene Ontology annotation, cellular component: extracellular region.